AUUUUAGAAUGGGGUGCCCUUUUAAAAUUAUGGACAGUCUUGAGGCACCCCAUUUUAGAAUGGGGUGCCUCGGGACUGUCCAUAAUUUUAAGGUGUGUCUCGGGACUGUCCAUAAUUUUAAGGGGUGCCUCAGGACUGUCCAUAAUUUUAAGGGGUGCCUCGAAACUGUCCAUAGUUUUAAGGGGUGCCUUGGGACUGUCCAUAAUUUUAAGGGGUGCCUCGGGACUGUCCAUAAUUUUAAGGGGUGCCUCGGGACUGUCCAUAAUUUUAAGGGGUGUCUCGGGACUGUCCAUAAUUUUAACGGGUGCCUCGGGACUGUCCAUAAGUUUAAGGGGUGCCUCGGGACUGUCCAUAAUUUUAAGGGGUGCCUCGGGACUGUCCAU
Molecule: messenger RNA, 383 nt
Organism: Staurois parvus
Lineage: Eukaryota; Metazoa; Chordata; Amphibia; Anura; Ranidae
Source: the annotation of a GenBank genome assembly